Saccostrea cuccullata (small rock oyster) is the source of this 989-nucleotide messenger RNA. RefSeq lists its product as uncharacterized. The transcript is spliced from 4 exons. The record is from RefSeq and is a predicted model, not a curated record. NCBI's taxonomy places the organism in Eukaryota, Metazoa, Mollusca, Bivalvia, Ostreida, Ostreidae. Bases 93 to 989 code for a protein of 298 amino acids.
CUUGUGAUACUUCCGCUUCGUAGUAAACACACGUGAAACAAUAACGAUAAGAGUACAUUAGUAAGUAAUAAGUUGAAUUAGAACACACAACAAUGCCCAGUAGUUGCUGCUGUGUACCUGGAUGUCAUGAAAGAGGCGGGCAUCAGUUCCCGACCGAAAAAUCAAGGAGAGACAAGUGGAUUAUAGCAAUUAAACGCUUGGACGAACAUACGAGAAAGUUAUGGGAGCCUUCCAAGUCUGUCGUUGUAUGCAAACGACAUUUUAAACCUGACGAUUACGUGACAGAAACAAUACAAGGACAGAAACCAUUACAUGGAAGACUAAAGAGCUCUUCAGUCUCUAGUAUUUUCUGCUGGACAAAGUCAUCGGCAGCAUCAACUUCAAGAUCUUCUCGAGUAGAAGGCCGGGUGCAGAAAAAGAGAAAAUUUGAGGAAGCUUGCCAUGAUGACCUUGAGGACAGCAUUAAUGAAUCAAAUGUAGACUUUGUUGAAGAGAUUGUGUCAGCUGAUGAGUCCACAAGCAAUGUUACUAACAUUACAUCAUAUAGUCCAGAAUUUAGAGAUAUGCAGACACAAACACAAUCACAACCAUUAUUUUCAGUAGAUCAUUUUGAAAAAGAUGAUGCUGCCAUUCACUUUUAUACAGGUCUAGAAACAUAUAAUUUUAAAGCUAAAUUUCUUAAGACUAGAGCAAUUUUAGAUGCAACUGAGUUUCCUAUUAAAAAACCAAGUUCACCAAGAGCACAACAAGCCACAUUUUCAACCUAUAAAAACAGAAACACGAUGAAAGCUUUGAUAGGUUGUACACCAGGGGGUCUCAUAAGUUUUAUUAGUCCAGCAUAUAGUGGUUCAACCAGUGACAGGCAAAUUGUAGAAAGAAGUAGUUUGAAAAAUCUGUGUGAUCAAGAAAUAGAAUGUCAGGUAAUACAGUUUUGCGUGACAGAAAAGUUUCGAGCAAAAGGGUUCAUAUUGAAAGGAUUAUUGGUUUAG